Molecule: messenger RNA, 5178 nt
Organism: Pelagomonas calceolata
Lineage: Eukaryota; Pelagophyceae; Pelagomonadales; Pelagomonadaceae
Source: the annotation of a GenBank genome assembly
CUCCCAGCGCCGCGGGAGAGCAGCAAUUGGCAGCAAUGGCAGGAAACGGCGUAAGCGAUCAGCCAGGAGGCGCACUCAAAGCCGGCAGGCUGCCCGCGAGCGCUCCCAUGGAGGAGCCACUCGACGAGGCUGCUCUAGCAGCAGAGCUGCACACAAGGCUGGCCGCCGCGACGCAGAGAUAUGAAAAGGAGCGGGGCGCCAAGCCGCCAUUACCACAAUUGCCGCCUUCCAACGAAACGGGCUCGCUCCACUUAUUUCUAAACACAGCGAAGCCGAGGACGCCACCCGCAGUCGCGCGCAAGACAAUAAAGAAGAAGAACCCGGAGAAGCGCCCCGAAUCCUUGCCUUAUGUCGGCCCCUACCGCGCGUUCACCGACGAAGACGAUUUCACGCAUAUCAAGACGGACAGAAAACAUAGGGUCGUAAGGGAGGUCGAAAGACCAAAAACACCAGAGAUCUGCGUGGACAAGCCCGACGAGUGGGCCAAUUUCGAAUUGCCCGCCGAUUUUAAUUUGCAAGAAUGGUUAAAAGAGGACCCCGAGCAAUAUGAUGCAUGGCUCCUGUAUCACAAGGGUAUUGGCCCCAAGCCUAUCAAGCAUGUCGUCUCCGACGAAGCCAAGGCCCUACUUGCGAGCAGUACAAAGGUGGAUCUCGGCGAGCUCAUGGACGAGGCCGUACCUAGAUACCCCGUCACGUCGAAGAUGGAAUUUGAUUGGAAUGAUGACGCGUCCGUGUCAUCGGCGGACGAGGAAGAAGUGCAGGAAGUCGUACAAGUGCAGGCCAAAGGUCUGAAGGCUCUGAAACAGCGACUAUCGGCCAUGAGCCACCUUAGAUCGUUCAAAGCCAAUGAUCCCGGACCUGGAACUACUACGUACAAGCUCGAGGAAGAUGCGAGGCGGUUCGUCGGCGCGGGCGCGCGGAAGCGCUUCUUCGGGAGGUUGCGCCUGUGUCAUCAACAGCGGGAGAUCGUGCCCGCAUCAGUUGUUCAUGUCAAGGAGUACGGGGACGCGGAUACCGUUGAUACUGAAGAGAGUUCUACCAUCGUAUCCAGUGAAGAGUCCACUACGUUGGGGUCGGGGACGACGGCCGACGGGCGGAGGCGUCUCAAAGAGCUCACGCUGAUCAACAUGCCCAAGCCCGAGGACGACAGCGUCGUCACGGAAGAGCCGUCUACAGCAAUUUCUUACACGACCUGGCAGACGCCUUCCGGGGAUGUCGACGACAAUUUACUUACGAGGGAAGCGAUGACGCCGCGCCAGAAAUACUUGAGAGAGAUUUUACGGAAGAAGGCCCUCCCGUACCCCGUGCUCUGUCGAAGAAGAAAGGACAAGCCUGGUACUUUGGAUCUGACGGGCGCCGGCGUGGGUGACGUCAUAGUAGAGUCCCUAGCGCAAGUCCUGGACGGUUUGCAUGACGUAGACACUCUACUCUUAGCGGACAACCGCCUCACCGAUCUAUCGUUGGAACCGCUCCUCGAAGCCAUAGCCUCACUCCCGCACCUAACGUCCCUGGACCUGUCCGGAGCGAAGAUGGAUGCAUCAUCAGCUAAACUGAGGGAGUACCUCGCUUCACCAAGUUGCGCGUUGACAUCGCUAGUAAUGAGUAGAGCUGACGUCGACGACUGGGAGUGCGCGGUAGUUCUUCAGUGUCCUAUUUUUGGUGAAUCCCCGCUCGCUUCGCGUCGACGGCGUCCAAGAGCGUCGUCAGGCACUCCACGCCAUCGACGCGAGUCGCCCAUAGGACGCUCACGCCCACGCCAUCACCGCGCGACCGCACGCAGGACUUCAUGGCCUCGCUCCAAAGUAAUGCGAGUCUGACGUCGUUGUCGUUAUCCGAAAAUUUGAUUGGAGAUGCGGAAGCCUUAAAUAGCGUCCAACCUGAGUUAGAAACAGGUGGCGAGGCGCUCGCGUCGAUGCUCCGGUCGAACAAACACGUUACUUACUUAGAUGUGUCGUGGAAUAAGAUCAGGAGGGACUCGGCGCAGGAUUUAGCUCAAGCAUUGGCAGAGAACGAAACGCUUACCCAAUUGAAUGUGGCCCACAACGCGUUCUGCGAUUUGCCGGGUCAAUACCUCGGCAUUUCUCUAGCUUCCAACAAUACUCUACAGUCAUUAGAUCUGUCGUACAACUCCUUGUCGCCGCAAGCGGCCAUUGUGAUCGCUGCAUCCUUCGCAACGAACACGACAUUACACUACCUCAGUGUCGCGGGCAACCCCCUCGGUAGAGCAGGUGCCGAAGCGCUCAUAACAGCUUUGAGAAGACAUCAGACCGAAUCGAGGUUCCUACACAUCGACUUCGCGAGUGCUGAUGUGGACACCGAUCUAGGAGCUCGGGGCGGCGGCGUGCAGUUUUCUUCGGUCGAUCCGACGGGCCGAUAUAGAUUGGACAUGCGCACGCCCUACUCGCAGAUGAUCGCUCGUCGCUUGUACGAACUGGCCUCCACGAGGAUGGGCUGUUCCUUCCAGAAAUGCGUGUGGUCCUUCAAGCCGCCGGAACCCGAGGACGACGAGGAGGAAGAAAAGAAGGACAAGAAGAAGGACGACGACGAGGACCCCAUGAGCAAAGGGCGGGUCGAGUUCACGUUCAAGCGGAAACGGGUCAAAAAAGGUAAAAAAGAGAGGACGUCGCUGUCGUCGCACGAGACCGAUAGCCAAAGGCCCUGGUACGACGCGGUUAUGAGUCUGUAUGCCGCUGUUCGUAGCCGAGAAAAGGAUUUACAUGGAUAUAUCCUGGAGUGCCUGAAGAGCAUGGGUCUCGCGCCUGAUGAAACUUGUAUGCAGUUCGUAGCAGAACAUUUUGACAAGUCAAUAGCGAAGGAUGUGGACGGCGUUUUGAGUGCUUUGUUUUUUGCGUUGUUUGAUGGUAUCGAUGAAGAUCGAUCAGAAGCGAUUGACGUACGAGAGUUGCAGAGAGGUCUACAGCAUCUAGGAUGCGUCGACAGCUCCCUAGAAGCUGCCACUAGAAUUAUUGAAUCCUUCGAUAGUGACGAAUCAAAUACCAUAGAGCGGGAGGAGUUCGUGCAGUGGAGUCUGGCCAAGUUCCUCGCCAAGCCGCCGACAACCUUACCAGAACUGUUAGAUGCGGAGACAAAUAAAGCAUGGAAGAUUCCGGACGAGGGCGGUCUCGAGAUCAUUUUUGUACAAGAACCGCACCCGCCGUCCUACGACAUGUGCUGCACGAAUUUGGGGAACGACGGCUUCGUGCGCAACUUACGAUUGUGUGCCAUAGAAUCGGACCGCACGAAGUUGUUCGAGCGAGCCGUAGCGAACACUGAUGUUUAUUUUACCUGCUACCAGGCCCAAUCACUGAUAGAUGUCAUGAGUUUGGACUUGUUUUAUGUCGUGGAGAAGCUGUUGCCAGUCAUGGCUUCAACGCAUGACGCUUGUCUGUUACUAGAAAAGAACUUGAGCUUGGACCAGCGAGUUCGUCUGAGAGAAACGAUGGGUCCUUUGUAUGACGCUGUGACUGGUAGUGUAUCUGGUUUCUACUCAUUGGACUUAAGGGACCCGAGAGAUAAACUAUGUGCUAGGAAAUUGUGCGAAAUAAACAACGCCCAAUCCUUAACGUCAAAGUCCUCGAACAGAAGCGACACGUCGCAAAAGGGCGACUGGUCGAACUACCGGAACGAGUUUUACGAAGGUAAAGCUAUAUCACUAUCUUCGGCAUUUUUCGCAGAUUGCCCUAUCAGAGGUAGGUUAACGUUCGACUUCGUGUCUACUCGUAGACCGAAGCGGUCUUGCAAAGCGCUGUCGACGAAAAGAUUCUUGAGCCUGUGCAAGGUGCUUGGUUUGGGCGAAUUAUCAAGGGUGUCAAGCUUCUACGAGUCGAUGAAUCCUUUGCGGCGGAACCUAGCGUCGUUCUACCACGGUCAUGAGCAGAGGGUUGGUGUGGGGAGCCGGAAGCGGGACUACGGCGUCGAACCUGAUGAGGAGGAGGACGACACAUCGAUCCCUGAAGAGGAGCGCGCCGACGCGGAAGCCUGGCGUCAAGCGCGGCGGGAGGAUGAACGCGCUGUUCAAGCAGAACAAUUGGAAGAGAGACGCGCUUCGUAUCGACGAGCAUCAAUAGCAAGGACCGAGACGCCCGCGUUCGAAGACGACUCGACGACCGACGAGGAGUCGGACGACGACGCAAGGGUCAAAAUGCGGCGUGGUUCCACAAUUCUCGCCUGCGAGCUGCCGUGGUAUCUCAAGCGGCGGGAUGUCGUGUCAAGGUGGCGCGCGUACAAGCAGUCUACCUACUUAGUAACGGAGUGGCUGCCCGCGGAGAAGGCUCGUAAGGUGAAGGACAAGAAGAAGAAGGGCAAGAAAGAGCCCGCCGUCGAAGAAGUUGUCGACCAUUCGGACAGCGAGGGCGAACCUUCGAUAGAUGAGUUCGAGGUAUUUCCUAUACAAGUCCAAUCUGCCUCGGAGGCCGCGAAGUCCAUGCCCUGUCGAGCUUACGGCAUCGUCUACCAUAGAUUGGCUUUACUAAGGGUCGCGACGACGUCCUUAUGGUUGUCGACGGAACAGAUCGAGUUUAUUAUCAAACAAUUCCCUUCACAUGAUUUCUGUCGCGUCUACGCGUGUGUCAUCCUCCAUGCUCGGUGUUUGGAUUUGGAGAAUUUUCAUACGAUCUUCAAGUUCUUAGAGCCGCGAGAACAGCACGAGCUCGUCCAUCGACUGGGGUGGCUGAACGUAAUGAACCCGCUGCACCCGGAACGAGUCUAUGUGUUAGAUUUAAGACGGUAUGAAGACAGAGAAAUGUGCAAGGUGCUCGUGAAGUUAGCUGUGAGUGAACCGGGCGCGAACUGGAAUGAUGAGGGUUAUAGAUGGUCUAUAAAAGACCCUUACGUCCCUGGCUGGGAGCUGCCGGCGGAGUGGGCGUCUCCCGACAAAGACGACGGAGGUCCGCGGCGGUUCGGUAGACUACGGCUGCGCUACACUUCUGAUAAAGGGAAGGGCUGCGACCCGAAGUGGGACGUGAGGAGGGCACUGAUGACGAGGUUCUUGUGCGGGGAGGCGCUCGAGUUCUAACUUAGGAGUGUUAAUAACAUAAGGUUAACUCAAAUUUCGGGGGCUUGUGUCUGCUCGAUGGCGUGGAGGCCGACGGAGGCCUCUCUGGGCCGCCAUCGAGCAGACGAGUCCGCGGCGUCGCGCGUCGCCGCCACCACGCCAUCGAGCAGACGCCGUCGACGCGA